AUGGGCAUCAACAACCCCCUCCCCUCGUCUCUGGCGUCGGAAUGCAAAAAGUGCGGCAAGAUUCUCACCUCCUUCAUCAACCCUCGCCAGGCCUUUGGUCCCGACAAGGUCAUUCCUCCUUCGGUCCUCGCCAACGCCCAGGGCCUCGCCAUCCUCACCGUCCUCAAGGCCGGCUUCAUCGGCUCCGGUCGCUUCGGUAGCGGCCUCGUCGUCGCCCGGCUUCCCGAUGGCUCCUGGAGCGCUCCUAGUGCCAUCGCGACCGGCGGUGCCGGUGUCGGCGGCCAGAUCGGCUUCGAGUUGACUGAUUUUGUGUUCAUCCUCAACGACGCGGAGGCUGUCAAGACGUUUGCCCAGGCUGGAUCGCUGACUCUAGGUGGUAAUGUCUCUCUGGCCGCCGGACCUGUCGGUCGCAACGCCGAGGCUGCCGGUGCGGCGUCCCUGAGGAGCUUCUCCGGUAUCUUCAGUUACUCCAAGACCAAGGGUCUCUUCGCCGGCGUCUCCCUCGAGGGAUCCGCCAUCAUCGAGCGCCGCGAUGCCAACGAAAAGAUGUACGGUACCCGCUACACGGCCCAGCAACUGCUUACUGGCUCUGUGCGACCGCCGCCUCAAGCUGCGCCCCUCAUGAACAUCCUCAACUCGCGCGUCUUCAGCGGUAUGCGGGUCGGCGCUACCGGCGACGCCAUGUACAACGACGUGCCCGUAUACGACAACCAACACGACGACGUGGUGUGGAAUGGCCAACGGGGAUCGGCAUACGGCGAGGGACAGCACAACCGCGCGGGCUCGCAUGAUGACAGCUUUGGAAGGCCAAGUCGCUCCAACACAUGGCAGGACGACGUAUACGACCGACCUAGUGGUUUCGGCGCCCCCUCGAGAUCAAACACCUUUGCCGCGCGCGGCGGAGCCAGCGACGACUACGUCUACCGAGACAGCCCCGUUGGCGCAGAGAAGAAGACUGGCCCUGGACGACCCGCAGCUCCUAAGCCCAACUUUGCCGCCAAGCAAGCGAUGCUCAAGAAGAAUGAGGCUGUGGCCGUGUACAACUUUGACGCGGACCAGCCUGGUGACCUAGGCUUUAAGAAGGGCGAUGUCAUUACGAUUCUGAAGCGAACCGAGAGCGACAACGACUGGUGGACUGGCCAGAUUGGCACGAGAACGGGCAUCUUCCCGAGCAACUACGUCAAGAUGAAGGAGUAA
This is a messenger RNA of Fusarium keratoplasticum, 1197 nucleotides long. Its product is annotated as SH3 domain-containing protein. Gene Ontology annotation, cellular component: actin cortical patch. Lineage: Eukaryota; Fungi; Ascomycota; Sordariomycetes; Hypocreales; Nectriaceae. The transcript is spliced from 3 exons. Gene Ontology annotation, biological process: actin cortical patch localization; actin filament bundle assembly. Gene Ontology annotation, molecular function: actin filament binding; phosphatidylinositol binding. The coding region runs from base 1 to 1197 and encodes 398 amino acids. The record is from RefSeq and is a predicted model, not a curated record.